CCUCUCCUCCUCUCCGCUUGGCUCUAACGGAACCAGAACCGGCUCGUGAGGAUGUUCGGGUUCCGGCUCAACAAGUCCCGGCUCCUCUUCCUCCUCUUCCUCCUGUCCCUCGCGCUGUGACGCGCGGCGGCCGGAUGGAGAUCGCCUUGGUGAGCUUUGAGAACGGCGGCGCCAAUGAGAGCCGCCGGAACGCGCUGGACGUCCCUCAGACCGGGUUCGGCCAGUCCGGACCCGGAGAGGAGUUCGGGAAGGAGCUGAACACGCGCGGCGGCGGCGGCGGCGGCCCCCCUCAGACCCGGAGCCCCUGGAGGAUCAACGACAUGAACACCACCCUGAGYUGCAGUGAGAACGCCAUGGAUGCGCUUUUACGCGCGGACCACAGUCCGCACCUGUUCGACGAGGACCUGCUGGACCUGGACCUGGACACGGACAGUACCGAGAGGGUCCUCAUCAACAUAGCCGGGCUGCGCUACGAGACCCAGCUGGGCACCCUGAACCAGUUCCCGGACACCCUGCUGGGAGACCCYGCCAAGCGGAUCAAGUACUUCGACCCGCUCCGGAACGAGUACUUCUUCGACCGGAACCGGCCCAGCUUCGACGGGAUCCUGUACUUCUACCAGUCCGGCGGCAAGAUCCGCAGACCCGUCAACGURUCCAUCGACGUGUUCGCGGACGAGAUCCGGUUCUACCAGCUGGGGGAGGAGGCCAUGGAGCGGUUCCGAGAGGACGAGGGCUUCAUCAAGGAGGAGGAGAAACCUCUGCCCCAGAACCAGUUCCAGAAGCAGGUCUGGCUCAUCUUCGAGUACCCGGAGAGCUCCAGUCCGGCCCGGGGCAUCGCCAUCGUGUCGGUGAUCGUCAUCACCAUCUCCAUCAUCACCUUCUGCCUGGAGACGCUGCCCGAGUUCCGGGACGAGCGCGAGCUUCCGGCCAGCAUCCGGGUGGAGAACGGAACCGAGACCCGGACCUCCCUGACCUUCACAGACCCAUUCUUCAUCAUCGAGACCACCUGCGUCAUCUGGUUCACCUUCGAGCUGCUGGUCCGGUUCUUCGCCUGCCCCAGCAAGUCCGAGUUCUCCAAGACCAUCAUGAACAUCAUCGACAUCAUGUCCAUCAUGCCCUACUUCAUCACGGUCGGAACCGAGCUGGCCGAACAGGGUCAGGAGCACCAGAACGGCCAGCAGGCCAUGAGCCUGGCCAUCCUCAGGGUCAUCCGCCUGGUCCGGGUCUUCAGGAUCUUCAAGCUGUCCCGCCACUCCAAGGGUCUGCAGAUCCUGGGUCAGACCCUGAAGGCCAGCAUGAGGGAGCUGGGUCUGCUCAUCUUCUUCCUCUUCAUCGGAGUCAUCCUCUUCUCCAGCGCGGUCUACUUCGCGGAGGCGGACGAACCCGAGUCGCACUUCUCCAGCAUCCCGGACGCGUUCUGGUGGGCCGUGGUUACCAUGACGACGGUGGGCUACGGGGACAUGAGGCCGGUGACGGUCGGCGGGAAGAUCGUGGGCUCGCUGUGCGCCAUCGCCGGGGUCCUGACCAUCGCGCUGCCGGUUCCGGUCAUCGUGUCCAACUUCAACUACUUCUACCACCGGGAGACGGACCAGGACCAGUCCACCCUGAAGGAGGACCCCAGCGGCGGACCGGAGAGCCCCGAACCCAGGCGCAAGACCAGCAGGUCGUCGGUCAGGUCGCGCGACGCGGAGACCACCGAGGCGGCGACUUCUGAGAAGAACAUCAAAGCGAACAGCGGCGGCGACUUCAAACGCUCCCUGUACGCCUUCUGCCUGGACACGCGCGAGACCGACCUGUAGGUCCGGGACCGGCCUGUGGGUCCGGGACCGGCCUGUAGGUCCGGGACCGGCCUGUAGGUCCGGGACCGGCCUGUGGGUCCGGGACCGGCCUGUGGGUCCGGGACCGACCUGUGGGUCCGGGACCGGCCUGUGGGUCCGGGACCGACCUGUGGGUCCGGGACCGACCUGUGGGUCCGGGACCGGCGGGACCAGCAGAACCUUCAAACCGGUGCAGAACUGCAGCAGAACCAACCGGACCGUCAGGUUCUGCUGCAGAACUUCAGGGACAAUCAGAACUUCUGUAAAUACAUCCAGGUUCUGUUCUUCCUCUGCUUUUUACAGAACCGAACCGAACCGAGCCGGGUUCUUCUUUUCGUGUCUUGUGGAGAAUUUUUAAAUAUUUUUUUUCUUUGUGAAGAAAAUUUUAUUUUUUUGAGAUUUUUUAAACAAACUCAGAGAACUUCCGCCUUGUUUCAGAACCUUUGGACCUGAAGGAGCAGCAGAGAGGAGACAGCGAGCAGAACCUGCAGGACCAGAACCUGCAGGACCAGAACCAGGGGGUCAAACUCUUGGACCAAUCAGAAGCUCGGCAGGGAAUCCACCUGAAAACAAGUCGAACCAUCUUCAGCCUGUUUUUGGAUCUUUGUGCCUUCAACCCUGAGGAUUCUCCUGGUGACGAUGAUGAUGAUGGACAUUCGGCUGGUUUAGAUGUCCUCCUCUUUUCUACAGCUGUCAGUGACCCUCGCUGUGCGAUACUYGUGGAC
Molecule: messenger RNA, 2542 nt
Organism: Austrofundulus limnaeus
Lineage: Eukaryota; Metazoa; Chordata; Actinopteri; Cyprinodontiformes; Rivulidae
Product: potassium voltage-gated channel subfamily A member 1
Exons: 3
Coding region: 135-1799 (554 amino acids)
Biological process (GO): protein homooligomerization; action potential; potassium ion transmembrane transport
Cellular component (GO): voltage-gated potassium channel complex; intercalated disc; membrane
Molecular function (GO): protein binding; delayed rectifier potassium channel activity
Source: RefSeq, a predicted model, not a curated record